GAUCCAGUAUUGUAAUCAAUCCAAGGUGGAUACACGCCAGUUUAGAUAGCUCUUAUUCACUUGCUCCAUCUCUUUCCAUCAUUAUUCGCCACGUUUUUGUUUCUUUACUAAAAAUCUCACUUCCUUUCAUCUUUAGCCACAUCUAAUCUUCAAAUUUCGUAUCAAAUUUCAUGCUAAUUUCCCUAAAUUAAUUUAAAAAUAAACACCCAAUUUCCCAUUUGAUCCACUCUCAAUUUGAUCCACCCUCAAUUUGAUGUUUGUUUGGUUUCUGGGAUGAAAACAUUGAAAAGGGUAUGUCAAAUUGUUGAUUGAGGGAUACAAAAAUCCUAAGGUUGUUGGAGAUGAUUGAGAAAAAUCAGCACAAGUUCUUAACUGUUGCUCCCUUUGAGUGUGCUUGGCAAGAGGAGUUUAAGUUUAAAGAGGCGGGGCGGGGUUGUGUAGUUUUUGAAGCAUUUGCUCGCAAUGAUGUGACGGUGGUGUUCCGGGAGAAUGUAGGGAGUCGACACUACCAUUACAAAACUGAUAGCAGUCCUCACUACACUGUUGUCUUGGGAAGCCAUAGGAAUAGAAGAUUAAAGAUUGAGGUGGAUGGUAAAGCUGUGGUUGAUGUAGAAGGUGUUGGCCUUUGCUCUUCAGCUGCAUUCCAGAGCUAUUGGAUAAGUAUCUAUGAUGGGCUGAUUUGUAUUGGAAAUGGGAGAUACCCAUUUCAAAAUGUUGUUUUUCAAUGGCUUGAUUCGAACCCAAAUUGCAAUGUUCAAUAUGUUGGGUUGAGCAGUUGGGAUAAACAUGUUGGGUAUAGGAACGUAAAUGUAUUGCCUUUGACACAGAAUCAUGUAUCCUUGUGGAAGCAGCUAGAUUCUAGUGUAUAUAAUGAAAAAGAGGAAAAUGAAGAGGGUUAUGAAGAGUCCACGAGUAAUGAUGAUAAGUGGGGAUUGGCGGAUUUUCUCGAGAGCUGGGAGCUUUCCGAUGUGCUUUUCAUUGUGGGAGGAGAGGAAAAGGCAGUUCCAGCUCACAAGGUCAUUUUGGCAGCAGCUGGUAAUUUUCACUUUGCUCCAGAUGACCUCAUCCAGCUUAAAGAAGUUACCUAUCCAGUCCUGCAUGCGUUUCUUCAGUAUAUCUAUACUGGCCAGACCCGGAUUUCAGAGGCACAACUUGUGCCUUUGAGGGAGAUCAGCUUACAAUUUGAGGUCAUGCCCUUACUGAAGCAAUGUGAGGAAAUUAUGGGACGUUUUAAAUCGAACAAGAAAAUGUUUGAUUCUGGAAAAAAUGUUGAGAUUUGUUACCCAAACUGUCAAUCGCUUCGUCCCACGGUGUUCCCCUACGGUCUGCCUAUCAGUGUGAGUAAACUCGAGCAAUUCUAUUCAGCGGGUAACUACAGUGACUUAGAGGUUUAUGUUGAGGAUUAUGGCUUUGUUGCUGGCGCUCAUAAGAUUAUAAUCAGUUUAUGGAGUCUUCCGUUUCUGAAGAUGUUCACAAACGGAAUGAGAGAGAGUGCUUCCACGAAAGUUCGUUUGAGGGAGGUAUCUCCUGAAGCAUUGAAAGCAAUGCUAAAUUACAUGUAUAGUGGGGAGCUUGAUAUGGAAGAUAUCAAGGACAAUGACACCUUAUUACUCCAUAUCCUUCUAUUGGCUGACCAAUUUGGAAUCACACACCUCCAACAAGAAUGCUGCAAAAUAUUGCUAGAAUGCCUCUAUGAGGAUUCCGUAUGUCAAAUACUCCAAGUCAUUUCCUCAAUUCCAUCUUGUAAAGUAAUUGAAGAGUUCUGCAAGAGAAAAUUCUCAAUGCAGUUUGAUUAUUGUACGGCCGCAAGCAUGGAUUUUACGUUGCUAGAUGAAGCCACAAUCAGGAGCAUCCUUCAGCAUCCAGAUUUGACAGUAACGUCAGAGGAGAAGGUUCUGAAUGCAAUUUUGUUAUGGGGUGUGCAAGCAAAAGAAUUUUAUGGAUUAGACGCUGUGGAGGCGUUAUUGAUUCAUUCAACUCCAGAAAUUAUAUUUGGUCAAAGGCUUAAUUCCUUGAAUCACUUACUGCCACUUGUCCGGUUUCCUCUGAUGCCAUUCGACCUGCUAAAGAAGUUAGAGAAGUCUAGCCUUAUGACGUCAAUUCCUGCGUUUGCAAAUCUUGUGAAGGAAGCUAUAGAUUAUGCAAAGUUUGGUGUAACCUGGACAGAGAUUGAACCUAACCCGCGAUUUCACCACCGACGCUCUAGUUACAAAGAAUUGCAAUAUAUAUGUGAUGGCGAUAGCAAUGGGGUUCUGUAUUAUGCAGGAACUUCCUACGGGGAACAUCGUUGGGUAAAUCCGAUGCUUUCCAAGAGAAUUGUCAUUACUGCUAGCAGUCCUAUGUCAAGGCUUACGGACCCUAAGGUUUUGGCAUCAAGAGCUUACCAGGGAACCUCUUUUUCUGGACCUCGGUUUGAAGAUGGGAAAAUUUUCUCUUGGUGGAUGGUUGAUGUCGGUGAGGAUCAUCAGCUCAUGUGCAACUACUACACAUUAAGACAGGAUGGUUCGCGGACAUUUAUCAGACACUGGAAUCUUCAGGGGUCGUUAGAUGGAAAGCAGUGGACGAAUUUACGGGAGCACAAAAAUGAGCAGAAAGUAUGCAAGCCUGGGCAGUUUGCAUCUUGGGCGGUGACAGGUCCACAGGCUUUGCUUCCCUUUAGAUUCUUCAGGGUAUUAUUGACUGGGCCAACCACUGAUCUCACAGAACCUUGGAAAUUUUGUAUUUGCUUCCUUGAACUUUAUGGAUACUUCCGCUAGGAUUAAGAUUUAAGAAUGAGGAGGAAACUACAGCACAUCGCAAGAUUCUCAACAAAUUAUACCAUGCUUUAUUCGCGUUUUCUUGUAUAAUCAGAUUAAUAGUCCCACGUUGAAAAUUUUGCUUCCAUGUCGCCAUGUUGGCGUGUAACAUAUAUAUACACAAUUAUACCAAAUUUUUUUGCCCUUAGUAAGGGGUGAGAAUGAGGGAGAAAGCAUGGGAAGAGAAGAGAGUUAAAUACAUGAAAUCAUGAAAGAAGAUAACAUAUCAGAAAUAUUACCGUUAUUGUAGCUCCCGCAUAAUAUUUUCAUUUUAUUUUUAAAUUUUUCAGGUGGUGAAAAACAACUUUUCAGAAAUAUUACCUUUGAUGUUCAUUUAUAGAAUAGAGAUUUAUAUGCCCUUGUAGCUCUUUCAAAAAACAAUAAUGGUACUCCCUCCGUGUCUUUUUGUUCUUUA
This is a messenger RNA of Spinacia oleracea (spinach), 3210 nucleotides long. RefSeq names its product BTB/POZ domain-containing protein At2g30600. NCBI's taxonomy places the organism in Eukaryota, Viridiplantae, Streptophyta, Magnoliopsida, Caryophyllales, Amaranthaceae. Gene Ontology annotation, molecular function: protein binding. The coding region runs from base 342 to 2756 and encodes 804 amino acids. The record is from RefSeq and is a predicted model, not a curated record. The transcript is spliced from 13 exons.